GUGCGGGCCGGGGCCGAGGCAGAGCCAGAAGGCUACGACACAGCAGAAGCAGAAGCGGGUGCGGCCACCUGCCGCUGAGGACGAGGAUGAGGAUGAGGACUUCCGCUCUCAUUCACAGAACGCCUCCAGGAAGACAAAAAUACGCCGCUUGUAUGAUGGCCAGGGCUUUGACCUGAGGUGUCCUGUGAGUACAGCAUGCACUGUCACACCUUAGCUAGCUGCCCACCACUUGCCCGGUAGCUGUGUCCGCAAAGGAAGGCCAUCAUCUCUGGUGUGGGGUUUUUAAAGCACUGGGACACUGCUCAC
This is a messenger RNA of Geodia barretti, 306 nucleotides long. NCBI's taxonomy places the organism in Eukaryota, Metazoa, Porifera, Demospongiae, Tetractinellida, Geodiidae. The record is from the annotation of a GenBank genome assembly.